GCCCAAUCGGGACGAAGUCUUGGCUGGCCCGGGCUCUCGUGGGCUCGCUCACUCGCUCUAGGGAACCGGCACCAUGGCGUCGGGCUGCAAGAUCGGCCCGUCCAUCCUCAACAGCGACCUGGCCAACCUGGGGGCCGAGUGCCUGCGCAUGCUGGACUCGGGGGCCGACUACCUGCACCUGGAUGCACCCUGCUCUUCAGGGAGGCAUUUUGUUCCCAACAUCACUUUUGGUCACCCUGUGGUUGAAAGCCUCCGAAAGCAGCUAGGCCAGGACCCUUUCUUUGAUAUGCACAUGAUGGUAUCUAGGCCAGAACAGUGGGUAAAGCCAAUGGCUGUGGCAGGUGCCAAUCAAUAUACCUUUCAUCUUGAGGCAACUGAGAACCCCGGGGCUUUGAUUAAAGACAUCAGGGAGAAUGGAAUGAAGGUUGGCCUUGCCAUCAAACCAGGAACGACAGUUGAAUAUUUGGCCCCAUGGGCUAAUCAAAUAGAUAUGGCCUUGGUAAUGACUGUAGAACCUGGGUUUGGAGGGCAAAAAUUCAUGGAAGAUAUGAUGCCCAAGGUUCACUGGUUGAGGACCCAGUUCCCAACUUUGGAUAUAGAGGUCGAUGGUGGAGUAGGUCCUGACACUGUUCAGAAAUGCGCGGAGGCAGGAGCUAACAUGAUUGUGUCUGGCAGUGCCAUCAUGAGGAGUGACGACCCCAGAUCUGUUAUCAACUUACUAAGGAAUGUCUGUUCAGAAGCUGCUCAGAAACGUUCUCUUGAUCGAUGAAGCCAAGAAACCCAAUUUCUGCUCAUGAAAUCUUUUUUACUGGGAAAAUUAACUACCAAAUCACAUUGAAUCGAAGCAGUGCUGCAUUCCAGUGAUUAAAUUCAAUUGUGCAGGAUGUUCAAGAGGUUAGAAAUAACUACCUUUUUAGUGAUGCCAUUUAGAGAUUAGCAUGAUAAAAUGUUUAUAUUGGGAAAAUGAUUUUUUUUUGUAAAGAGUGAAAACAUGGAUUUAAGAUUACAGAAAUGUGUCGUAAGGCCUAAAGAGGACAAUGAGCUACUAUGAAAACCAAUUUUUCUGUAUUUUUAAGAAGAACGUUCUGUUGUUUCUCUGGUUUAUCCCUAAAGCAAAUGACAUCCAUAUUUUCUGUUUCAUGUCAUUUGUGGUUUGUUUAUAUGCCUGGAAUAUGAAUGGAAGGGACUAAAAUUAGAAGCUUUGGUGGGGUGGCAUGUCAUGGUCUGGCAUCGGAAACAUUUUUUAUCUUAUACUUGGUUUACUAAAGAAUAUAAAAAUGUGUGAAGCCUAGAGCUUCUGAAAUGCAAGCACAUAUCAAAGUAUUUUCUUUGUCACAGCAGGCUACUCAGUUAUUCUUUCCUGCUCCUGGUUCUCACUCAACCACCAUUCUUAAGGCUGUGAAAUAAUACUGUUGUGAUAGUUGUGAGCAGAAAGGAACCAUACAGUCUCUCUUGGAAGCUCAUUGGUUUGAAUCCAGGUUGGCCCCAAAAAUUACUCAACCUUUCUUUUUUCUAUUAUCAACUCUUAUGUAUGUUGAAUGGAACCAUAGAUACCAUGUGUUGAGAAUUAAAAACAUAACAUGAUCUUGGAAAUUCUACUCUUAAGACUGUAGGGGAUGCUCAACAAAAUGACAAGCACUGUGUAUGUUGUGAGUUAUUGGGCACUUUGGUAUAAUCCCAUUAACUCUUAGAUUGUCAUAAUUGUUAGAGCAUGUAUUUUUUGGGCUGGUACAUAGAAAGGGUCCAGUAAGCAGGCUUCCUGGUAUAUCCUACUGCUCUGACAACAGCCAGCUCUUGAGAGGUGGAUUAGUAAGAAGAAGGUUUUUUUUAACAUUUUUUAUUUUCAGUACCUAUACCUUUUAGCAGAAUCAGAGUAAGUCAAGAAUACCCUGGAAAUACACAUUUGACCCCAAGGGUGUCUAUAUAAUUUCUCUAAGAAAGAAGUAGGCUAAGAGAAGACAGGAUACAGACUUAAUUCAUGAACUAAGUAUUAAUAACGGUGUUCCCACUGAAAAUAUGUAUCGGCAACUUCAGUCCCCCUCUUGAAUAUGACAACAAUACAACUAGUAUUAUGAAAUUUCUUCAGGCUACUAUGAAUUUUGAGAAAUAGGUUUUAAAUUAUAAGAACACUGAUAUAUGUAGGCAUGAAACACAGCUUGCUGGGGCUUUUCCUGCCCUGUAAGGUAAAGUUUAUUAGUACUUGUUUUUAUUUUAUUUUAGGAAAAGUUUGUGCAUUUAAUCAAAUGACACAAUACAAGGCAUAUAGAAAUAACUUUAAUUAAAAAACUAUGUAGAAGAUUAUAAUAUCAGUCAUGACAAAGAUUUGAAUUUAUUUGCUGGGACAACUUGUAUUUUUCUGGCUUUUGUUAUCUUUUUCUUUAAAAAUAAAUGUACAGUAAAACUAUAA
Messenger RNA from Mesocricetus auratus (golden hamster), 2407 nucleotides. RefSeq names its product ribulose-5-phosphate-3-epimerase (gene Rpe). Bases 74 to 769 code for a protein of 231 amino acids. The record is from RefSeq and is a predicted model, not a curated record. NCBI's taxonomy places the organism in Eukaryota, Metazoa, Chordata, Mammalia, Rodentia, Cricetidae. The transcript is spliced from 7 exons. Gene Ontology annotation, biological process: carbohydrate metabolic process; pentose-phosphate shunt, non-oxidative branch; pentose-phosphate shunt. Gene Ontology annotation, cellular component: cytosol. Gene Ontology annotation, molecular function: metal ion binding; D-ribulose-phosphate 3-epimerase activity.